This is a messenger RNA of Clonostachys solani, 1536 nucleotides long. The record is from the annotation of a GenBank genome assembly. Lineage: Eukaryota; Fungi; Ascomycota; Sordariomycetes; Hypocreales; Bionectriaceae.
AUGAGUCUACAAGAGGAAUUGGAAAAGGAGUACAGGGAGAUUCAAAGGGCCAUGGCCAGAAAAACACGGUCAAUGGGAAGGCCGGACAACCCAAAUGAACCUGAUGAUCACCCAAUUAACCCGGCUCUGUGCGAGUCGCCCACAAGUCCUGGUCCCGGCUUGAGCAGUCCUUCAGGCUCCGUAUCAUCACGACGGACGAGAGACUCCAGCAGCGGGAAGUCUGGUUCGUCUCCCAUGUCUUCGGCGUCAAGCUUGAACGAGCAAUCCACAUCCCCCGCGACAAGCAUCACCAGCCUACCGUUCUCCUCGACUUGCCCCUCUCCAUGCGUCGCCUUCGCCAGCCGGCGGUCUGUCGAGCUCAUAAGAUUUUUCUUCAACGACUAUUCACCGCGUAUCGUCUUCACUGGUCUUGCCAGCGAUAAUGACUGGAGGCAGCUUCUCCUCCCUCUGUCAUUCACCAAUGAAACCUUCAGGAAUGCCAUCUGCGCCUUCGUGAGUGCUCAUUUAGAGGCCAUGGAUAUCAUCACAGGCAAAGGUUCCCUUGAUUUCCACAGAGCUGCGCUCUUUGGCCUGUCAUCACAGGUUCACAGCGACUUGUCAGAUGCCACAUGUUCCUUGGCCACUAUUCUGCUCUUAAUCAAGUAUGAAGCGCUCGUCGGGGAGGAUGUUUCCAGCAUCUUAUCGCACCUCCACGCAGCAAACAACCUCCUUGGGCUCUUCCCAGACAUAGAGGACCCAACCAUGUCGUUUCUCAGGCGUACCUUCCGAUCCUACGAUAUCAUGAUCGCCCUUUCGCAGGGCUGCAGCGCAGUUGCCGACUCCCGACCAAUGUCCCAACCCCCCUCCUCGCCUCUCCAGUCCCCCCAUCCUCGUCCCGAAAGCCCCCCCGACAUCAUCGACCAAGUCUACGGCGUCUCAGCCGACCUCUGGUCCAUCCUCCACCGGCUGUGCGACCUGCGCCCCCUGCUCGAAGAACUCGCCGCGGCCUCGUCCCCAGAGAUGAUGCAGGACGGCAACCACCUCAAAGCCGCCGUCCUCCGCGGCGAGCUCGAGUCGCUGUGCGCAGCCACGGAGAAGGCCCUGGCCGCAUGGCAGCCCGCGCCCUUCUCCAACCGCGCCCUCCACCACCACGCCCUCGCCUACCGCGACAGCGCCCUCGUCCACCUCUACCGCGCCGUCUACCUCCUCCCGAGCAGCCACCCGGCCGUGCGGCAGCGGUGCCGCUCCUCGCUGGAGCACUGCGUCGCGGCGGCGGCGCACCCGGGGGCCAGGGCGCUCCUCUGGCCGCUGUUCGUGGCGGCGUGCAGCGCCGAGGGGGGCGGCGGCGACAGGUCGUUCGCGAGGUCGGCGUUCGAAUUCAUCGGGAAGAAGCAGGAGAUGGCCAGCACGAAGCGCGCGUGGCUGGUCGUGACGAGGGCGUGGGCCAUGAUGGACGGCGGCGGCGGCGGCGGGCACAGCCCGAACCUGGCGCUGGAUGUGUUUCCGAUGACGAGGAAUUUUGGGAAUAUGAUGAGCAAUGCUGUGAUGCUAUGGUAA